This is a messenger RNA of Mangifera indica (mango), 1146 nucleotides long. Its product is annotated as receptor-like protein EIX2. Bases 1 to 1146 code for a protein of 381 amino acids. The record is from RefSeq and is a predicted model, not a curated record. Lineage: Eukaryota; Viridiplantae; Streptophyta; Magnoliopsida; Sapindales; Anacardiaceae. Gene Ontology annotation, molecular function: protein binding. The transcript is spliced from 2 exons.
AUGUCUCUCAAAUCUGUCAUACUGAAUGAGGAAAUAUCUCAAGUCUUGAAUAUUUUCUUUGAAUGUGUUGCAAAAGUUUUAGAGCAUUUGAACUUGGCGGACCCUCAACUUUUUGGUCCAUUGACCAACCAACUUGGACUUUUCAAAAAUUUAAAAUCUCUUCGUCUAUAUUACAACUCAAUUUCAGGUCCUAUUCCAAGCUUUGUUGGGGUGAUACCUUUGUCACUUCAGAACUGUACAAAGUUAGCUGAACUUGAUCUUGGUGAAAAUGAGUUUGUUGGAAAUGUCCUAGCAUGGAUGGGAGAAAGAUUUUCAAGAAUAAAGAUUGUUAUCCUUCAAUCAAAUAUGUUUCAAGAGCUUUUACCAAGGGAACUUUGCCACCUCACUUCUCUACAAAUCUUAGAUUUGGCUUUUAACAAUUUAUCUAGAAACAUACCAAGGUGUAUUAGUAACUUCAGUGCCAUGAUGAGAAAGAGUGAAAUGGAUGAUGAUAGAGAGUAUGUGUCCAAUGCAGAUUUUUAUUCAGGUCAUAUGGAGGAUGCAUUACUUGUGAAUAAAGGUGAAAUGGAUGAAUACAAUACAAUUUUGAAAUUUGUAAGAAUGAUAGAUCUUUCAAAAAAUAACUUCUCUGGAAGCAUCCCUAUGGGAGUGACGGAUCUUUCAAUGUUGCGAUCAUUGAAUUUGUCACACAAUUCUUUGACUGGCAAAAUUCCGGAUAACAUUGGUGCUAUGAGUUCUCUAGAGUCCAUUGAUUUUUCUGGAAAUCAACUUUCCGGUGAAAUCCCACGAAGUAUUUCACAGCUGACAUUUUUAAGUGUCUUGAACUUAUCCAACAACAAACUUUCUGGAAGAAUUCCUUCAAGCACUCAAAUACAAACCUUUAGUGCAUCUUCUUUUACUGGCAAUGAACUUUGUGGUCCUCCUCUUUCUAAUAAUUGCACAGUAGGCGUUCCAACAUCCGGCGAUCAGAAUAGAGGAGAAAAAGAAGUAGACUGGUUUUAUGUAAGUAUGGCUCUUGGAUUUGUGGUGGGAUUCUGGAUUUUUAUAGGACCUCUAUUCUUUAGCAGGAGAUGGAGGUGCAUGUAUUUCCAAUUCCUGAGUAGCCUCCAGGAAAAACUGGGCAGUGUUGUAAGAAAAUGUUAUUAG